AUGCUCAGUGAGCCCACGCUCAGGCAGCCAAGGCAACUAAGCACUUCGGCGGACCGGGCGCACCCAACGUACGGGCGAGGAAACGGAAGCAGAAACAACUCCAUCGACGACGAUCAUGUCGCGUCCAGUAGGAGGUACAUUCGCGGGAGGGUGCACGUCCAGGCCCAUGACCCCACGGGGAUCCGACUUUCUCCGCUGUUUGUGUCGUACGCGAGGAAUAUCGGUGCGGGGACGCCAACCAUCGUCAGCGCGUCCUGGAAGCAACGGUACACAGCCAUUUCUUGCGUCCCGGAUGGCGUAGAAGAAGCCUUCGGUGUAACACCUCAGCAGGACUUGAACCAGGAAAAGCUCCCGCCGAGGCACGCCUGCCGUCCGCUUGGCCGACAGCUUGGCAGUCCACCCCGCCGGCAAGCAUUCUCGGUUGAGCUGAAGCUCACCGUAUUUGCAGAAGCUUCAGCCAUUCCUUGUGCGCCGAGAGAGGAAAAACGGCGCCCGAGCGUCUUGCUCGGGCUUCUUUCGACCGCCGUCGCGUCGUCCAUGUUUGCGGGUGGAACGUGUAGCACGGUGUUCGCGCCGGCCAUGUAUCUAAGCGGUAGAGCCAGCGGAUUAGAGACCACGAGGUUCUGGGCGGAAAGCGUUGUCCCGUUGCAACCGCCGAAAGAUGGUAUUGGAGUGCUGCUGGAAAUUUGUCUCUUCCCUGGAUCAUUGCACGAAUGCUAA
This is a messenger RNA of Trematosphaeria pertusa, 720 nucleotides long. RefSeq lists its product as uncharacterized. The transcript is spliced from 2 exons. The coding region runs from base 1 to 720 and encodes 239 amino acids. The record is from RefSeq and is a predicted model, not a curated record. NCBI's taxonomy places the organism in Eukaryota, Fungi, Ascomycota, Dothideomycetes, Pleosporales, Trematosphaeriaceae.